Messenger RNA from Mucor velutinosus, 1392 nucleotides. Its product is annotated as RHO1 GDP-GTP exchange protein 2. The transcript is spliced from 4 exons. The record is from RefSeq and is a predicted model, not a curated record. Bases 1 to 1392 code for a protein of 463 amino acids. NCBI's taxonomy places the organism in Eukaryota, Fungi, Mucoromycota, Mucoromycetes, Mucorales, Mucoraceae.
AUGAAGGCAUUCUCUAUUAUUGCCUUUGCUUCACUCAUUUCAGCAGUAUUUUCGCAACAGUUGGCAAACAAUGCAACAGCCUCAUUCAAUAAGGAUGAGGACAAUUACCCCUUUAAAACCGAAAUUACAAAUGCCACUUUAAACGGAUAUACAAUCGAGUAUCGAAACUACUACAAGAUUGUUACAAACACCAUCCUGGGAAAGACAUAUUGUUUGGUAAGCGGGAAUCAAGGCGUUCCUGAAGGCUGUUCCACUGAAUCAGUCAUUCAAGUUCCCGUACAAAGCUUCAGCCUCGACAGGGAUUCAUAUGGUGUCGUGCCUUUUAUCGAGCUACUCGGUCUGCAGAACAAUGUCAUCAAGACAAGCACAGCCAACAUGACCUCUCCCUGCAUCAAGGACGGAAGUGCAGACACUAGCACAAAUUCACCUCAAUUGGUCUUUUCGUCAUCAAGCUCAUUUGGUGCCUCAUAUGUCGCAUUCUCAGGCGAUGAUGAUAGAUUAGCCCCGCUUCAGAAAGCUUCGUGGUUGAUGUAUAUCGGCGCAUUCUUUGAUAUGGAGCUGAAGUCAUAUUCCAUUUACACUCAAAUCUCUGACAAUUACAACUGCCAUAGGCGCAAUUUGGGGUCUCCUCUGACACCAAAGGCUGUCUCUUGGACUACAUUUGAUCCCUCUACUCACUUAUUUACUGUGCACAGCGAUACUUAUUAUGCUCAGCUAAGUCAAGAUGCAGGUGGUCGACUCGUAUCCACCAAUGUUGCUCAAGGAGAUACAUUCAAAACCAACUACACGACUGACUUACUGCCUUUGGCUAAUACACUUCGUGGAGCCGACUUCAUUAUCGACUCCAGUGCGUUGGACGUGGACUACAAAACUUGGCUUGGAGCUGAUUCCAUGUACUUUACUGGGGGGAAUGGCAUUCAAAAAGUCAAUGCCAUUGUCAACAAUCAAGUGUAUUCAAUUAACGGCCUUGUAAGCAACAAUCAGUCAGAUUGGUUUCAAAGAUCAGCCGCUCGUCCUGAUCUUGCGUUACUGGAUUUGAUAAAGCUCUUCUAUCCUGAUUUUGCAAUCGAGGCCAGCUCUGAUAUUAUCCAAUUUCCUGUCUGGUUAACUCCCUUCGCAAAUGAAACAACAACUAGUCGUGCUAUUACACCUGAAAUUUAUGGCGGUUGCGCUAACAUGGCCAGCACAGCAUUUGCGCAAUCUGCAUGUAACAUUGGCGGCAAUUCUCUCAGUGGAGGCCAAUACACAAAGAAAUUAUCCACAGGAGAAACUGCAGGCAUCUCUGUAGGCACAGUCAUGUUUAUAAUUGUAGCUGCAUGUCUUGGUAUUUGGCUGUAUCGCAGAUAUCGCAGACAAAAGAGACAUAACUUUUAUCGCAUGAACGAUUUCUAA